Zasmidium cellare ATCC 36951 is the source of this 1464-nucleotide messenger RNA. RefSeq lists its product as uncharacterized. The transcript has 5 exons. Gene Ontology annotation, biological process: transmembrane transport. Gene Ontology annotation, molecular function: transmembrane transporter activity. Gene Ontology annotation, cellular component: membrane. NCBI's taxonomy places the organism in Eukaryota, Fungi, Ascomycota, Dothideomycetes, Mycosphaerellales, Mycosphaerellaceae. Bases 1 to 1464 code for a protein of 487 amino acids. The record is from RefSeq and is a predicted model, not a curated record.
AUGUUCGCCGAAAAGAUCGACGUCGUUGUGGAUGCAACGGAACUGCAACCUUCUCCAUCACAGAUCCAGUCAAGAUUCGAGACGCUGCGAGACCUCGACGAUGAGCAAAUGGCAACUCUGAACAAGAAGUUGCUUCGAAAGAUAGAUUGGCGUCUGAUGCCGACGAUUACAAUCAUGUUUCUCAUGAACUAUCUUGAUCGUAUCAAUGUGUCCAACGCCAGAAUCGCUGGCCUUCAGGACGAUCUCAAUAUGUCAGACGCCGUCUGGAGCACCGGUAUCUCAGCCUUCUACAUUGGAUACCUUAUCGGCCAACUUCCGGGCAAUCUAUGGCUCGCUCGGGUCCGUCCAAGUCUCUUGCUCCCAGGAAUGAUGAUUGGGUGGAGCAUCUGCACAAUUUGCAUGCCUGCAGUGACCUCUGGAGUCGGAUUCUGCAUGGUUCGCUUUGUUACCGGCCUCUGCGAAGCACCGUUCUUCCCGGGCAUCACGUUGAUGACGUCUUCAUGGUAUAUGAAGGAAGAAAACCCAAUGAGAAUGGCCAUCUGGCACGCGGGCAACACCAUUUCUAACAUCAUAUCCGGCUUCCUCGCAGCUGGUAUCUUGCACAAUAUGGGCGGUAUGGCCGGACUCUACAGCUGGCAAUGGUUCUUCAUCAUCGAAGGAGCCGUCAGUAUCCUCGUGGGUGUCGUAGCUUUCUUUCUCUUGCCUGAUUGGCCUGAGAAUACCCGCUGGCUGUCAGACGAGGAGCGUGAAAUAGCACGAUACCGGGUCCUCGUCUCCAACGGCGGCAAAGAAGAACAGGUCGGCGGCACCUGGGACGGCCUUAAAGACGCCAUCAAAGACCCAUUUACUUGGAUGUUCUGCGGCAUGCACUUUUCUCUGAUCAACGCCCAGUCCUUCAAGGACUUCUUCCCUUCAAUCAUCAAGACCUUUGGCUUCUCAGAACUCAACACCUAUCUCGUUCAAGCACCACCCUACGCUAUCGCAUACAUAACUGCCUGCCUCUGCGCCUACUCGUCUGGCAGAUUCCGCGAAUCGUGCUACCACAUCAUCCUGCCCAUUGUAGCAUCCGCAGUCGGAAUCUCGCUCAUGAUAUCAACUCCCAACAUCGGAGCACGAUAUUUUGGAUCUGUGCUUCUCGUAUCAGGCACGUACAAUGGCCUCAACCUCCAGCUGUCCUGGGAGACAACACUGGUCCCGGCACCUCGAAGCAAGAAGGCAGCCCUGAUCGCCAUCGCGAACUGUGUCAGCCAGUGCUCGCAUUGGUUCUCGCCAUACUUCUUCCCAACGAAGCACGAGCCGUUCUAUCGCCUUGGAGGUGGAUUGAUCCUGUUCGGAUGUUUGUGUACAGCUUUGCUGUGCUGGGCGGUCAAAUGGUGGGCGAAGCGCUUGAACAAGAAGCUGGAUGAAGCGGAAGGCUACAGCGAGCAUAGCGGAGUGGAGAGGGGAUGGCGAUAUGCUUAUUGA